Molecule: messenger RNA, 2172 nt
Organism: Notothenia coriiceps (black rockcod)
Lineage: Eukaryota; Metazoa; Chordata; Actinopteri; Perciformes; Nototheniidae
Product: carbohydrate sulfotransferase 1
Exons: 2
Coding region: 47-1312 (421 amino acids)
Biological process (GO): sulfur compound metabolic process; N-acetylglucosamine metabolic process
Molecular function (GO): N-acetylglucosamine 6-O-sulfotransferase activity
Source: RefSeq, a predicted model, not a curated record
UGCACGGCAUUAGCGUGAAGGAUGUAGAGCCAGAGGGAGGGGCAGGAUGGAGUGCUCCUGGAAGACGGUGCUGCUGCUGGUGUGUGCGUCUCUGGGGGUCCAGUACACGGCCAUCCGCACCCUGAGGGACUCGCUGUCCGGGCCCUGUCAGGGACCCUACCGCUGCCAGAGCAGGCACUUCAGAGACUCCAGGUGGAGAGCCUUGUGCGAUGACAGCUGGAUGCCUGUUGAUUCGCCUCGGAAGCACAUCCUGCUGUUCGCUACCACCCGCAGCGGCUCCUCCUUCACCGGGCAGCUCCUCAAUCAGCACCCAGGGAUCUUCUACGUGUUUGAACCUCUCUACCACGUCCAGCAGGCCUUCACCAACUCCAGCAGCAGGCUGCGUCGCACCCUGGACCGCCGAUCCCUCCUGGGAGCAUACAGGGAUCUCCUCCUCAACCUGUACACCUGCGAUCUUCACUUCAUGGAGAAUUACAUCCGCCCGGAGCCCCAGGACCACGUCACCAGCUCCUUCUUUCGCAGAAGCUCCAGUCAUGCCCUCUGCUCCCCUCCCGUGUGCAUGGAAGCAGGGGAUGUAGCAGUUUCGGAUUCCCCGGAUGAAGCCUGGUGUCCAAAGAAGUGUGGGGCCCUGAACCUCACCCUUGCCUCUAUGUCGUGUCUUUCGAAGGAACAUGUAGCCAUAAAGACUGUGCGGGUCCCGGAGGUGGGGGACCUGCGCACCCUGACAGAAGAUCCUCGUUUAGACCUGAAGAUCAUCCACCUGGUGAGAGACCCCAGAGCUAUCCUCGCGUCGCGCAUGAUGGCUUUCUCUGAUCAAUUCCGCGCUUGGAAAAUAUGGAAUGCAACGGGACGGCAGCCUCGGUACGUGGACUUGACGCAGAUCACCAGCACCUGCAAAGACAUGGCGGCCUCCACGGCAACAGGCCUGCAAACACCGGCAUGGCUGCGGGGACGCUACCUGCUGGUGCGCUAUGAGGACCUGGCCUUCAAUCCGAAGGACAAAGCCACUGAGAUCUACAGGUUUGUGGGGCUGGAGAUGGAGGACAGGGUGCGGUUGUGGAUUGCAAAGAACACAAACAGUAACGUGUCGUCUCCGUCAGAGUGGAACUACAGGUACUCAACCAACAGAGACUCCAGAGCAACAGCGGAGAGCUGGAGGCUUCGUCUGGGCUUUGACAUCGUCAGGACUUUGCAGAAUCUGUGCAAUGACACUCUGGCGCUGCUGGGAUACAAGCAGGUUCAUUCUGCAGCCGAUCUCAGAAACCUGUCUCACAGUUUAGUGGAACACAGGAGUUUUCAACCAGUCACGUAGUAGAUUGAUUUGUUGGUUUGUUUGUUUGUUUAUUUAUUUAUUUAUUCCAGCUGACUUUCCUCUGUCUCUAUGCUGAAGACAUGAAUGUAAUCUAUCUUAUUUUACCAUAAAGUAAUUCAACAUGACUUUUUAUGGUUUUGUUAAAUAUAUAAGUGCCAAAUGUCAAACGAGUGUGAUGCUGCGAAAGGUAUUAUCCAGAAUAUGGUCUGUACUGCUGUGUUGAUGGAACAUGUUUUCAUGAUGCCAUGUUCUCAUUAUAUCAUUGUUCAAGGGAAUGCUUCACUCACAAAAUCACCAUUUGUGUAUCAAUUAGUCACAAAUACUAGAUUGAAUUUAUGAAGAAAACGUUCUCUCCCCGCCUUGAAUGUGAACAAAGAAUCAAAAAAGUAAGACGAUUGGGUCUAACAACAGCAAAACUAUAUAUAAAAUAAUUCAUUUAAAACUCUGAGCCGAAUGCUAAUGCUAGAAUUAAAGGUAACAUGGGGAGAGUAUAUAGGCUACUAAAGGUAGUUUUGAGCUUGAAGUAUUACUUUUAUCGUGAGAAAUAAGAUACUUCAAAGAGCCUAGGUACCAUUUCAGAGUGAAGUAAGUGAUGUUCCUGAAGGUGAGACAGAAGUGGAUUUAUUUAGAAAAUAAUAGGGCUUGCAUUCCAAGUGUCUCUAAUGCAUUUCGGGAAAAUAUUAAAAUGUCACGUCUUUGGUAGAAAAUCUUCUGCAGUGCACAGCAGGUCUAAUUUCUAUGUUGAGACGUUGAGACCAUGACAACAUUUGUUUUCUUGUAAAUACUGAUAAACUGUUGCAAUGCAAGUGUGCAAAUGUUAUGAUGUGUUUGAACAGUUGUGUCAGUGUUACUAUACUGUU